Phaedon cochleariae (mustard beetle) is the source of this 525-nucleotide messenger RNA. NCBI's taxonomy places the organism in Eukaryota, Metazoa, Arthropoda, Insecta, Coleoptera, Chrysomelidae. The record is from the annotation of a GenBank genome assembly.
AUGAAGAAUAUCACCCUUGGAAAUCAAAUCGCAAAUAUCAUAUUUACCUGCUUCAACAUCAAAAGGCUGAAAGAAAAUGGAACGACAGGGAAUGCAGAAAAGAAGGCCAGUGAGAAAAAGAACUUCACCAUCACCAGCCUAGGACAGACAUAUCAUGUGGACUACGAAGAAGCAAUGACUUUGGUCACUGCAUCAGCAACAGCAGCAGGAUUGGAAUUGAAGAAAUUCGAUACGAGAUCAAAGGAAAACUGGUAUGGGACCGCAGCACCCUAUCUUGAUUUCUUCGUAGGAAAUGCUCUUAGGGUCACAGAACUAAGAAUAGGACAUAACAUGCCAAUAAAGAAGGAGGGGGACGCAUCCACAACAUUUGCAGUCAGCAAGUAUGGAAUGAAUGGAAGCCACCACUCCCUACUUGAAGGGUGCACCUAUCCUCCUGAAAAACGGGGUUCCAUGGCACAAUCGUUAGGACCCAUGACUGCAUUGCUCUGUCACAUAAAGUCUGAAGAGAAGUAUAUGAAGAAGUAG